This is a messenger RNA of Capra hircus (goat), 3018 nucleotides long. Its product is annotated as zinc finger protein OZF. Gene Ontology annotation, molecular function: DNA-binding transcription repressor activity, RNA polymerase II-specific; RNA polymerase II cis-regulatory region sequence-specific DNA binding. The coding region runs from base 237 to 1985 and encodes 582 amino acids. The transcript has 6 exons. Gene Ontology annotation, biological process: negative regulation of transcription by RNA polymerase II. The record is from RefSeq and is a predicted model, not a curated record. Lineage: Eukaryota; Metazoa; Chordata; Mammalia; Artiodactyla; Bovidae.
UCCACCCCGCCACGGCCGAAGUAGGAAGCGGAAGUGGCGUCACUGUCUGUGUCGGUCUUCAUCCGGCGGCUCAGUGCUUCUAGGAGGGAGUGGUUUUGGUCGUCCUGUGUUUCAGCGUGUCCUUUGUGAGGCCCGCGUUCAGGAAGGGCUGUGGGAUACAAGGAGCGCGUUAAAGGACAGGUGUUCUUACUAAGGACUCUUCCUGCCUUCCUGAGGAAAAGAUAGAAGCAAACAGGAUGGUAACUGAGUGUUUGAGAAAUUGUUCUCAGGACUCAGUGACCUUUGCUGAUGUGGCUGUGAACUUCACCCAGGAAGAAUGGACUUUACUGAACUGCUUUCAGAGAAAGCUAUACAGAGAUGUGAUGCUGGAGAACUACAAGAACCUGACCGCAGCAGGAUAUCAGGUGUUCAAACCCACUCUGAUCUCUUGGUUGGAAGAAGAAGAGUUGAGUACUGUAGAGAAAGGAGUCCUCCAAGAGUGGGGAAUCCAACUUAAAGCCAAAGACUCAAGAAUUGGGCAGAAUAUUUUUGGGAAAAAAAUGUCAAAUGGGAUAGAAAAGGCAAGAGGCCUUAAUGUACAGGAACUCUAUGACAGUGAGCAAUGUGGGAAAGACUUCAGUGACCACUCAUGCCUUAGGACACACAGGAGUACUCAGAAUGGAGGGAACCCUUAUGAAGAUAAUCAGGAUGGGAAAAACUUCCUUACUCUGUACAACAAAUCCUUUACUGGAGAAAAAUGUUCCAUGUUUAAUCAGUGUCGAAAAACUGUCAUGCUGUCUCCAAAUAUUGUACCCUGGAAAUCUUACGUACAAGAAAAAGCCUUAGAACGCAGAGAUGUUGGGAGAGCCUUUGUUAAUCAGUCUUACCUUUGGACACAAGUGAGAGCUCACAAUAAAGAAAAGCUCUACAAAUGGAAGGAAUGUGGAAAAACUUCUGGUCACUCAACAAGCCUUCAUGCACAUGGGCCAACUCACACUGUUAACAAAUGCUACAGAUGUGAGGACUCUGGAAAAGUCUCCACUGCAUCCCUAAGCCAUAGGCAACAUAUAAAAACACACACCGGAGAGAAGCCUUUUCAGUGUGACACAUGUGGGAAAGCCUUUAGGUUUUCCUCAUACCUUCUUGUUCACAGUCGAAUUCACACUGGAAUAAAACCCUACAAAUGUAAGGAAUGUGGGAAAACCUUUAGAUUGUCCUCAUACCUUCGUGUUCACAGUCAAAUUCACACUGGAAUAAAACCCUACAAAUGCAGGGAUUGUGGGAAAGCCUUUAGAUUAUCCUCAUACCUUCGUGUUCACAGUCAAAUUCACACAGUAAUAAAACCUUACAAAUGUGAGGAAUGUGGGAAAGACUUCAGACAUUCUCUGCCCUUUAACAUUCACAUGGGAACUCACACUGGAGAUCAACCCUAUAAAUGUAAGGAAUGUGGGAAAACCUUCACUCGAUCCUCAGGCCUUAUUGAACAUAUGAAAACUCAUACUGGAGAGAAGCCUUUUAAGUGUGACACGUGUGGAAAAACCUUCACUCGAUCUUCAGGCCUUACUGAACAUAUGAAAACACACACUGGAGAGAAGCCUUUUAAGUGUGACACAUGUGGAAAAACCUUCACUCGAUCUUCAGGCCUUACUCGACAUAUGAAAAUUCACACUGGUGAGAAGCCUUUUAAAUGUGAUACAUGUGGGAAAGCCUUUGCUUCUUCUUCCCACCUUAUUAGACAUCUGCAGUCUCAUACUGCACAGAAGACUAUUAAAUGUGAUAAAUGUGGGAAGGCCUUUGCUAAUUCCUCAUAUCUUACUAUACAUUUUAGAACUCACACUGGAGAGAAGCCUUUUGAGUGUAAUGUGUGUGGGAAAACAUUUACCACUUCUUCAUAUCUUAUCAUACACAAACGAACUCACACUGGAGAGAAACCAUAUGAAUGUAAGGAAUGUGGAAAAACCUUUUCUCACUUCUCAAGCCUUUCUUACCAUAUAAAACGACAUUGAAGAGAGGCCAUUGAAAUGUGACAGAUGUGGAAAACCCCUUGCUGCUUUCUCAUAUCUUAUGAAACAUUUUCUUAAAAAUUUUGGCUGCACCCACAGCAUGUAGGACCUUAGUUCCCAGUGAUUGAACCCAAGUCCCCUGCAUUGGAAGGCAGAGUUUUAACCACUGGACCACCAGGGAAGUCCCUUACUAAAUAUUUUUUAACUCAGAAUGGAAAGAUGCCUUUAGAGUGUAAUAAGUGUGGGAAAAGAUUUGCAAAUUCUUCACCCUUUGCCAUUCACAAGUGUAUUCACACUGGUAAGAUAACCAUAUAAAUGUUCAGAAUGAGGGGAGGCAUUUGCUGCUUCUAAGCAGUUUUGAAAUGUUAUUUAUUCAUUUUGGCUGUACCAUGCAGCUUGUAGGGUGUUAGUUUCCCAACCAAGGAUUAAACCUGGGCCCUUGGGAGUGAGAGCAUGGAGCUGUAACCACCACAGGACUGCCAGGGAAUUCUCUUAAGUAUUUUAGAGCUUAUACAGGGCAAAAGACUUUCGAGUGUAAUAUAUGUGGGGAAACACACACCAGUUCAUCCGUUACCACACACAAAGCUAUUCACACUGGAGAGAAACCCUAUAAAUGUAAGGCACAGGGGAAAGCUUUUUGUCUUUCUGAUUCACUUCAACAACAUGAAAGGUCAACACUUGGGAGCUGCUCUGCAAAUGUUAAGAAUGUGGGAAAGACCUCAGUCUCACAACUGGUAUGUAAGAUAUCACAGUGGGGAUUUCCCUGGUGGUCCAGUGGUUAAGGAUCUGCCUUGCAAUGCAGUGGACAUGAGUUCAACCCCUGCCUGGGGAACUAAGAUCCCACAUGCCACAGAGCAACUAAGGUCGCACACUACAAGUACUGAGUCUGCACACUGCAACUAGUGAGUCCACGCACAGCAACAAAGGAUCUGGCAUGAGGCAACAAACUUCUUACAUGCCACAAAUACAACUCAAAACAGCCAAAUUAAUAAACUUUAAAAAAAAAAAACACAGUGAAGCCAUAUUAUAAUAUUAA